ACAAUGCAAUUUUCUAUUACAAGAAGUGUAUUGAGCUUGCAAUAACUAUUGGCGAUAAAGAUGCUGCGGCUCAUGCGUAUUGCUUACUUGGAAAGAUAUUUUUUCUUGGAGAAAUACGAUGAUGCCAUUUCCAACUGCCACAACUGUCUUCACAUUGACAAGGAAGAUAAUGAAGAAAAAUUUACUCACGUUAUUGCGUAUCUGACUUUGGGAAAGGUAUACCGGUCUUUGGAGAAAUACGAUGAAGCCAUUCAGAAUUGCCAGCAAUGUAUAGACAUCGUGAACCGUAUUGGCCUCGUAAUGAGAGCGGAGGCUGAUGCUCAUAGCGAACUUGGAAAGAUAUAUUAUUCCUUGGAGAAAUACGAUGAUGCCAUUUCCAACUGCAACAAGUGUCUUCACAUCGACAAGGAAGAUAAUGAAGAAAAAACUGCUGAUGUUAAUGCGUAUCUGAUUAUGGGAAUGGUAUACCGGUAUUUUAAGGAAUACGAUGAAGCCAUUCAGAAUUACAAGCAAUGUAUAGACAUCGUGGACCAUAUUGGCCUCGAAAAGAAAGCGGGGACAAGAGCGUGUUUGUAUCUAGGAGAUAUUUAUGAGAUACUGAAACAGUACAAGGAUGCAGUGCGAUACGCUGAGAAAUGCAUCGACAUGGCACAAGAAACUGGUGAGAAGGAGAUUGAAGCAAUAGCAUGUCUCGUUCUUUCGUCUGUAUACCACAUGUCAGGUGAUAAAGAAAGCAUCGAUAAUGCCAUCCAAUACGGUAAGAAAUGCCUGGACAUCUCUCAAGAAACUGGCGACAAAAAAGCUGAGAUGGAAGGACAUUUAUGCCUCGCUAGAGCAUAUAUGGACUCGGGCCGGUUGAAUGAAGUGUCUCAGAGUAUAGAUGCAGGCAUGAUGGUUGCUACAGAGCUUGGAGAAAAAGAAGCUGUAGAAAAGUUGAAAGAAAUUCGUUAUGGUUUAUAUUCCAUGGUUGGUUUGCAUGAGAAGGUUGAUGCACCCUCACUAAAGGAAUUAAUAGAGGUACCAACAUGUUCUGAGGAUGAGCUUCUACAGGAACUUGACAAAGCGAAGACAGGCAAUAAAACAAAGAAACUUAGAGCUUCCAUCAGGCUUCACAAAUUCUAUCGUUCUAAAAAAGAUUAUGAAAAAUCAAUAAAUUACGUUGAGCAGUUAAAAGAGAUGGACUUGGGUCGUUCUUGGAACUUGUUCUGUAUCACACAAAUGGGAAACUUGUAUUAUUUUAUGGGGCAGAAUGACAUGGCUUUACGCAGUUUCAGACAAGGGCUACGUACUGCUGAGUCUUGCUCUGAUACUGAUUGGUACCUAUCCCAAUUCUAUAAUGGCUUUGGUCAAUUAUUGUAUUACUUGAACAGAGAACUGAACUUAGCAGAACAUUAUCUAAGAGAAGCUAUGCGAUGCUUUGAAGUGAUCUUUACAACACUUGGUAGUCUUGAUGAAUUCAAGAUCUCCAUUUUUGACGAAUAUAUUCAUAGUUAUAAGCUGUUGGCGGUACUGUUAAUCGGCGGCGAGAAGAUCGAGGAAGCACUUUUAGUGUUAGAUCGUUGUCGUGCAAGAGCAUUGAAAGAUCUUAUGAUGUCAAACUUCAAGAUGGAACAAGAGGAGAGCAAUGAUGAACACCUAGAGUACAGCGAUGUUUUGUCUCUGGUCUCAAGAAAUGACUUCAGCAUUGCCUUUUACUCACUUUAUUUCGAUGGUUUUCUGAAAUUUUUCAUUGGAGGGGAGACAAACUUGCAUUAUUCAAUGCGUAGUAAUCAUUCGCUACAAAUAGACGUCGAUAGGUCGUUUAACGAAAUGGGUGUUGGUGAGGUGGUUGACUGUGAGAACAGGUCCUUGGACAAAGAAGAAGAUAUUCAAAAAGAACAAAAGAGAAGCAAAGAAGAAUACGAGGGACUUUAUCAGCCAACGGCAUUACUACGUAACCUUGAUUCUAACAGAGGAGAAUCUAAUGGGAAUAGUGCUGAAACCAAGGGAUCUACUCUUGAAGAUUUAUUUGAUAUCUUAGAAUGUGAUAAAAUACUAUUGUCGAAGCAAGACGAGGUUGUUAUUAUUCCCGAUGGUCCCGUAUGCCAAGUACCUUUUCCCGCUUUACGAGAUCCUCGUACAGGAAAGUAUUUAUCAGAGACAAAGCGCAUUAGACUUGCUCCUUCAUUAGCGACUUUAAAGGCGUUGCAAGAUUGCACAGAAGAUUAUUAUUCCAAGAAAGGCGCCUUAAUCGUUGGAAAUCCUCUCGUUGGUAAAGUCAUGUUCGAUGGGGAAGAGAAAGAGUUUGAUCCUUUGGAUAAUGCGUUUGCUGAAGUGAUCGCRGUWGGCAAUGUAUUCAAUGCGACGCCUUUGACAGGAGAGAAGGCUACGAAACAAGCUGUUAUCCAGAGACUCAAAGAAGGAGUAUCUGUSGUACAUAUUGCUGCACACGGCAGUCUCACUAAAGGUACGAUAGCACUUGCACCUUCUCCUGAGGUAAGAGCAACAAAGAUCCCAGAUGAAGAAGAUUACAUGCUGACCAUGGCUGAUGUACAGAAGGCUCAAGUACGAGCACAGUUAGUUGUGUUAAGCUGCUGUCACAGUGGACGUGGUGAAAUCAGAGCUGAAGGAGUAGUUAGCAUGUGUCGAGCCUUUCUAGCGUCAGGUGCUCGUGCAGUUGUAGCGUCUCUGUGGGCCAUCGAUGAUGGAGCAACAUGCGAUUUCAUGUUUARAUUCUAUACUCGCUUAAUGGACGGAAAGAGCGCGAGUGUAAGUUUACAGCAAGCGAUGAAUGAAAUGAGGAACUCUUCCGGUUUCAAUGAACCGUAUUACUGGGCACCAUUCUUUCUCAUGGGUGAAGAUGUAACAAUCAAUUGUUCCCUCAUUCCCUAUGAGACCCNAGAGGAACUUGGACUGUCAACUGAACAGCUGAUUUGUCUGUACAAAGAAUGCAUAGAGAUGGCUAAACACUGUAAUGAUAUAAGUACCAUGAUGAAUUCAUGCGUGCAGUUCGUAUUGCAUAGCUACUUCUUAGGUAGACAUGCUGAUUCACUGAGGUGUCUGAAGGAAAUAUUACCGUUAGAUGUAGCAACACCAAGUGUUGAGUUAAUAUUUCGUAAACAUUUGUGCUUUACAUAUAAGGGGCUCAACGAGUUUGAAAACGUUGUCUUGCACACCAAGAAAUGGAUCGAAAUUGCUCAAAGUAUAGGCGAUAAAGAAAGCGAAAUAUAUGGACAUCGUGAAAUGGGAUAUGCAUUUUUGUCCUUAGCUCGUUAUGAUGAUGCUAUUGACUGUGGCAAAAAAUGGCUUAAAAUUGCCCAGGAAAUUGAUAGUGCUGAAGACAUGAUGAUGGCAUAUAACCUUAUAAUGGUUGCAUAUAAAUACAUGGAGAAAUAUGAUGACACUAUUCAUUAUGCGCACAAGCUCCUUGAUUGCGCCUUGAAAAACAACAAUCAGAAGGGUGUGAUGAAUGCGUACUUAGAGCUAGGAAGAGCACAUCUUGCCUUGAAACACUAUCAAGAUGCCACUGACUUUGGACAGAAAUGCAUUAAAACAGCAAGGGAGAUAGAAGACAUCUCUCAAGAUACUGACGACAAAAAAACUCAGAUGUACGGACAUGUUAUUCUCGCUCAAGCAUAUAUGGAAUUUUUGCAGUUGAAUGAAGUGUCUCAGAGUAUAGGUGCGGGCAUGGCGAUAGCUACAGAGCUUGGAGACAAAAAAGCAGAAGAACAGUUCAAAGAAUAUAGGUCUUUUCUUUAUGGAUUUGUUGGUUUGCUUGGCAAGUGUGAUGCACCCUCAGUAAAGGAAUUAUUAGAGGUACCAACAUGUUCUGAAGAUGAGCUAUUACAGGAUCUUGAGCAAGCAGUGAAGACAGGUGUUAAAGCAAAGAAACAUAGCGCCUCCAUCAGGCUUUACAAUUUUUAUCUUUCCAAAAAAGAUUAUGAAAAAUCAAUCAAGUGCCUUGAGCAGUUAAAAGAAAUGGAUAUUGAUUGUUCUGUGAACUUGUUCUGUAUCACAGAAAUCGGAAAGUUGUAUCAAUUGAUGGGUCAGAAUGACAUGGCUUUACGGUGUUUCAUAGAAGGGACACCUGCUGCUGAGUCUUGCUCUGAAAAUGUUGGGCUGCUAUCCAAAUUUUAUUAUGGCAUUGGUCAAUUAUUGUUUUUGUUAAACAGAGAACUGAACUUGGCAGAAACUUAUCUAAAAGAAGCUAUACGAUGCUUUGAAGCGAUCUUUACCACACUUGGUAGUCUUGAUGAAUUCAAAAUUUCAAUUUUUGACGAGUAUAUUCAUAGUUAUAAGGUGUUGGCAAUACUGUUAAUCAAUGGCAAACAGAUCAAGAAAACUGUUUUAGUGUUGGAUCGUUGUCGUGCAAGAGCAUUGAAAGAUCUUAUGAUUUCAAACUUCAAGAUGGAACAAGAGGAAAGCAAUGAUGAACACCUAGAGUACAGCGAUGUUUUGUCUCUGGUCUCAAUAAAUGACUUCAGCAUUGCCUUUUAUUCACUUUAUUUUAAUGCUUUUCUGAAGUUUGUUAUUGGAGGGGAGACAAAUUUGCAUUUUUCAAUAUGUCUCAAUUCUUCGCUACAGACAUACGUUGAUACGUUGUUUGACGAAAUGGGUAAUCGUGAGGUAGAUGACUGUGAGAACAGGUCUUUGGACAAAGAAGAAGAUAUUCAAAAAAGACAAAGAAGAAGCCAAGAAGAAUACGAGGAACUUAAUCAAGCAACGGCAUUACUGCUGAACCUCGAUUCGAACACAGGAGAAUCUAAUGAGAAUAGUGCUGAAACCAAAGGAUCUACUCUAGAAGAUCUAUUUGAUAUCUUAGAAUGUGAUAGAAUAAUAUCGUCGAAGCAAGACGAGGUUGUUAUUAUUCCAGAAGGUCCCCUAUACCAAGUGCCUUUUCCCGCUUUACAAGAUCGUCGCACGGGCAAGUAUUUAUCAGAGACAAAGCGCAUUAGACUUGCUCCUUCAUUAGCGACUUUAAAGCACUUUGAAGACUUCCCAACAAACCAAACCAGCGAUGCUAAGCAUUUGAUUAUUGGUAACCCUUUGGUUGGGAAGGUAAUGAUGGACGGAGAAGAACAGGAUAUCCAAGGUUUGCUGGGGGCACAAGCAGAAGCAAUCGUAAUAGCUUAUAAACUUGGUGUUAAGCCACUAAUAGGCGAAGCAGCCACAAAGCAGGCUGUUCUAGAGAAACUACAACAAAGAGUAUCUGUGGUUCACAUUGCUGCACAUGGUGUCCUAUCAAAAGCUACCAUCGUACUUGCGCCCUCUCCUGAGGUAAGAGCAACAAAGACCCCAGAUGAAGAAGAUUACAUGCUGACCAUGGCUGAUGUACAGCAGGCCAAAGUACGUGCACAGUUAGUUGUGUUAAGCUGCUGUCACAGUGGACGGGGUGAAAUCAGAGCUGAAGGAGUAGUUGGCAUGUGUCGAGCCUUUCUAGCGUCAGGUGCUCGUGCAGUGGUAGCGUCUCUGUGGGCCAUCGAUGACGAUGCAACACUCGACUUUAUGACAUCGUUUUAUGGCAAUCUGAAAAAUGGGAAAAGUGCCAGUACGAGUCUACAGCUGACAAUGAACGAGAUGAGAACCACUUCCAAGUAUACAGAUCCAAAAUACUGGGCGCCAUUUUUUAUCAUUGGUGAUGAUAUAACGAUCAAAAGCAUUUAAAAUGUGCUUGUUAAAUGAUAUAGAGUGUACAUGUUAUAGGCGUAUUACGGCAUUGGAUAAACUGGAGAAGCUGAAAUACACUAUGACCAACUACCACUAUUAUCAUCACCAUCAUCAUCACUCACCAUGACUAUGACUAUAAGCUAUGACUACAUUUGUAACUACCACUAUUAUCAUCACCAUCACUCACCAUGACUAUGACUAUAACCUAUGACUACAUUUGUAACUACCACUAUUAUCAUGACCAUCACUCACCAUGACUAUGACUAUAACCUAUGACUACAUUUGUAACUACCACUAUUAUCAUGACCAUACCAUCACUCACCAUGACUAUGACUAUAACCUAUGACUACAUUUGUAACUACCACUAUUAUCAUCACCAUCACUCACCAUGACUAUGAC
This is a messenger RNA of Actinia tenebrosa (Australian red waratah sea anemone), 6045 nucleotides long. Its product is annotated as tetratricopeptide repeat protein 28-like. Lineage: Eukaryota; Metazoa; Cnidaria; Anthozoa; Actiniaria; Actiniidae. The record is from RefSeq and is a predicted model, not a curated record.